CUUGGGCCUCCUUGCGGCCGGGCCCUCCCCUCCCGGCCCGGGUUCCCUCCCCCUGCUGCAGCCCAGCUUCCCUUCCCCCAGGUCCCAGCAGCGGCCGCGGCCGUGGCGGCGGCGGCGGCGGCGGCGGCGGCGGCGGCGGCGGCGGCUCUGAGCCCAAGCGCUUUCCUUAGACUUGCAGCGAUGCACGGAUUGCAUGGGUUGGGGGGCGGGGUGGGGGAAUGAAUGCUGGUGCAUGCACUUUGUGCAGCGUUAGGUGCAGGGGUGAUGCAGUGGGCGCGUGCCUUUUGCGGCGGGGUUUCGAGCAUUCAUCUGGUGCAUGCAUUUUCGCAUGCAUUUCUUGUAUCCUCGUCAUGCAUUUCUCCCCAUGCACACACAUUAUCCCCUUUGCACCCGCAGGGACGCAUGGAAUACCUCGUGAAAUGGAAAGGAUGGUCGCAGAAGUACAGCACAUGGGAACCGGAGGAAAACAUCCUGGAUGCCCGCUUGCUUGCGGCCUUUGAGGAAAGGGAAAGAGAGAUGGAGCUCUAUGGCCCCAAAAAGCGAGGACCCAAGCCCAAAACCUUCCUCCUCAAGGCCCAGGCCAAGGCAAAGGCCAAAACUUACGAGUUCCGAAGUGACUCAGCCAGGGGUAUCCGUAUCCCCUACCCCGGCCGCUCGCCCCAGGACCUGGCCUCCACUUCACGUGCCCGAGAGGGCCUUCGGAACAUGGGUUUGUCCCCGCCAGCCAGCAGCACGAGCACCAGCAGCACCUGCCGCACAGAGCCCCCUCGGGACCGGGACCGGGACCGGGAUAGGGACCGGGAGCGGGAGCGGGAACGUGAGAGGGAACGGGAGCGGGGCGCCAGCCGAGUGGAUGACAAGCCCAGCUCGCCAGGGGACAGCUCCAAGAAAAGAGGCCCCAAGCCCCGGAAGGAGCUCCCGGACCCCUCACAGAGGCCAUUGGGCGAACCCAGCGCAGGCCUCGGAGAGUACCUCAAGGGCAGGAAGACGGACGACGCCCCUUCCGGGGCAGGAAAGUUCCCAGCCGGCCACAGCGUGAUCCAGCUGGCCCGAAGGCGGGACUCGGACCUGGUGCAGUGUGGUGUGACCAGCCCUAGCUCAGCCGAGGCCACGGGAAAGCUGGCUGUGGACACCUUCCCGGCCAGGGUGAUAAAGCACAGGGCUGCCUUCCUGGAGACCAAAGGCCAGGGUGCCCUGGAUCCCAGUGGUGCCCGGGUCCGACACGGCUCAGGCCCCCCCAGCUCUGUGGGGGGCCUGUACCGGGACAUGGGGGCUCAGGGGGGAAGGCCCUCCCUCAUCGCCAGGAUCCCUGUGGCCAGAAUCCUGGGGGACCCGGAGGAAGAGUCCUGGAGCCCCUCCCUGACUAACCUGGAGAAGGUGGUGGUCACGGAUGUGACCUCAAACUUUUUGACCGUCACCAUUAAGGAAAGUAACACGGACCAAGGCUUUUUUAAAGAGAAAAGAUGAAUGCCGGGUUGGUGUGCCCCGGACGAGAGCAGGGGAGAGAGUGAGCGUGAGCUUGGCAUAGCGAUUUUUAUUUCUGGGUGGGAUGUGGCCUUUGGCUGGUCCCAUGCCUGACGUCACCCCCACCCCCACCAGCCCCUUUCAUCCCUCCUUCCUCGCCCUCAGUUUUUGUUGGAAAGAUUAUCUCUAGAGUUAUAUUUUCUAUUAGAUGUAAAUAUGUUAUUUAAGAAAAAUAUCUAAAUAUAUAUAUUUCAACUC
Saimiri boliviensis boliviensis (Bolivian squirrel monkey) is the source of this 1722-nucleotide messenger RNA. The record is from RefSeq and is a predicted model, not a curated record. Lineage: Eukaryota; Metazoa; Chordata; Mammalia; Primates; Cebidae.